AUGUCCAUUUCUUCAACAGGAUUCAACGGGUCGAUCUGUUUCAUUUCUCUUAGCGACUCGUCCAGUCCCAUGUGGAAACUUUGGCUGUCGGGAACAACCAUCUCUGGCUCUGCAGGCUCGGAUGGAAUAGGUUGUCGUUCCACAUACGAGGCAUUUCCUCCUGUCGAAGGACGCGAACGGUUGAAAAAAGUAGACGAUCUGCGCGAGUCCUCCACAAAGAACAGAUCCUCAAGCUCAUUUAGAGUCGACAUCGGGAUCUCAACAGGAUCAGCAGCAGCCUCCAAGCUAUCAUCGUCCACGACCUCUUCCUCUAGUCUGACACUAUCGAUCUGUGGGUGCUCGGGCUCUGGAUUCUCUCGCGGUGGCUCGUCAGAGUCCAUUAGAAUAUCCUCCACUUGCGUCUCCGGAACCACUUCUGGAAUCACCUGUGGUGCCUCAACAGAUUCUGGUUCUUGUAAAUCAAUCUGGAGAGGCUGUUCAUCGACCUUCGUUUCUGUAACUGUCUUUUCCGGUUCCACAACUUCUGUCUCCUGCUUCUCCUGUAUCUGUUCGAUCGAGGUAUCAGAGAUCUCAAUCACGUUCGAGGCAACAACGCUAUUUCGACGCGAAUACACCCCCGUGCGACGUCGUCCGCUAAAGACGUAG
Ogataea philodendri is the source of this 645-nucleotide messenger RNA. RefSeq lists its product as uncharacterized. NCBI's taxonomy places the organism in Eukaryota, Fungi, Ascomycota, Pichiomycetes, Pichiales, Pichiaceae. The transcript is spliced from 2 exons. The coding region runs from base 1 to 645 and encodes 214 amino acids. The record is from RefSeq and is a predicted model, not a curated record.